This is a messenger RNA of Bicyclus anynana (squinting bush brown), 4401 nucleotides long. Its product is annotated as solute carrier family 46 member 3. The transcript is spliced from 9 exons. The record is from RefSeq and is a predicted model, not a curated record. Gene Ontology annotation, molecular function: transmembrane transporter activity. Gene Ontology annotation, biological process: transmembrane transport. Bases 327 to 2099 code for a protein of 590 amino acids. Gene Ontology annotation, cellular component: membrane. NCBI's taxonomy places the organism in Eukaryota, Metazoa, Arthropoda, Insecta, Lepidoptera, Nymphalidae.
UAGAGUUAUUGCAAUCAUCCGAGAGUUACCAUUUGCGGCUAACGGACGAGAGAUCGCGACGCGAGCGAACCGAGCGCUUGCGAUUUUUAAAUUCAAAUAUUUAACAUAAAUAAAUAUUGAACUAAAUUGUCUAAAAAUAAAAUAAUUAUCUACUUAAAUAAAAUAUAUGAAUAUUGAAAUGAACUUUUAAAAUUAUAACUCAUAAAAAUACUAUAACAGUAGUCAUAGUUACUUAAAAUUUUUGUUCGAGUUUUAAAAUUAAAUUUGACAGUGUGAUGAAACUUGGUUGUGAUUAAGACUAAUAAAUAGAAUCUCAAUUUGGAAUUAUGACGCUUGAAGACAAAAAGUUCGCGCAAGACAAUAAUGACGCCACCGAAAACUCUAAGGCUAAUGGAGGCAAUAACUUAAUAGUAAAUGACGCUAUAAGAAAUAGUUUUAUUAAAGAUAAAGUAAGCAAAGAAAAAGCUAAUCUUAAAGAUGAAAUAAAAGACAAUGACAGUUUUGUGGGACUUAAUAUAUUUGAGAAGUUUCAACGGAUGAUGUCCUUGAUAACAGUAGAACCAAUUUUAGCAUGUUAUGUAAUGCCGUCCGUACUUUCAGCUUUGGCUACACAGAAUUUGUAUUUAGAGAAGGCUUGUAGAGUCAACCUGGGUUUCCGGGAUCAAGUCUGUGAUGCAUUAACUCAACGGAACACAGCAAACUAUACUUUAGAAGAAGAAGCAGUUCAGACCUUAGUUGCCUCAGUAGCUGGUUGGAAAACAGUUUUGCAAUCAUUUCUGCCAUGUGGAAUAUUAAUAUUUCUUGGCGCAUACAGCGAUCGAGUUGGACAGAGAAAAUUUUGUAUGCUUCUCCCAAUUGUUGGCGAGUUUUUGACGAGCGUAGGCCUCAUUGUAAAUACUUACUUCUUCUACGAGUUGCCGGUGGAAGUUGCUGCGGUGACUGAAGCAAUAUUCCCAGCAUUAACUGGAGGCUGGUUCACCAUGUUUAUGGGUGUGUUCAGUUACAUAGCGGAUGUGACUACAGAGGAACAGAGGACGUUAAGAAUAGGAAUAGUGAAUCUAUUCUAUUCAUUAGGAGUGCCAGUGGGUGCAGCUCUAAGUGGUAUAUUAGUGCGAAAGAUUGGCUUAUAUGGUGUUUUUUCAUUGAGUGCUACGUUGUACGUUCUGAGUUUUAUAUAUGGAUACUAUAGGAUUAAAGAAGUUAAAAGGACUGACCUUUGUGUGAAGAAAACCAGCAGUUGCUGCGAAUGGUUGCGGGACUUCUUCGACACACGCUACGUGAAAGAUACCAUGAUGGUUGCGUUUAAAAAAGGACCCAACAACCGAAGGUUACGCGUUAUCAUGCUGGUUGUCGUCCUGUGUGUUGUUAUUGGACCUAUUUACGGCGAGAUGUCAGUGAUGUACCUAUUCACUCGGUACCGGUUCAACUGGAAUGAAGUGGAUUUCAGCAUGUUUUCCACGUACGCCAUGUGUACUUCACUAGUUGGGACCCUGUUCUCCGUGGGCGUGUUCAGUCACCUGCUGAAGUUCGACGACGCCAUCAUCGGGGUGAUCUCCUGCACCAGCAAGAUACUGUCCGGCUUCAUGUACGCCUUCGCGACCAAGACGUGGCACAUUUAUAUCGCACCGCUAAUCGAAAUAUUCAACGGCACUUCGUUCAUUGCUAUGAGGUCAAUGGUGUCUAAACUGGUAGAGAAGGACGAACUGGGCAAAGUGAAUUCGUUCUUUGGCGUGGCGGAGGCGAUGAUGCCGCUUGUGUACGCGCCGAUGUACACGACGGUGUACACUGCCACCAUCAAGUCAUUCCCCGGUGCGUUCUUCAUACUCGGCGGAGGACUGACUGUGCCGGCUGUACUUAUAUUCUUAUGGUUGUAUUUGGCAAACAAAAAGUAUGUCAACUCAAAUACACAGCAAGAUGAAAAUAAUAAAGCGAACGUAGAGGAGAAACCAGAGAAGGGCGGUAUCGACAACAAAGCUUACGAAGCCGAAGGAAAGAAUAAAAUUGACGCAAAUGUGCCUGAAGAAGUCAACACUAAUUUGAACGAGUCGCAAAUUGAAAUGGGCUUCACAGAGAGUAUGCUAUGCAAAAGUAGAUUGUAGAAUACCGUCCCCUAAAUAUAAUAGGUGAAAUAGUGUAAAAGCAAACGGUGAAUCCUUGGCUAUCAACUAGGCGUUCACUUUAAGUUUGCUACGAUCUGUCGCAAUCCCCUUUCAACUUAAAUACAUAAACUUUUUUUUUUUCAAAGUAAAAAAUCUUUGUGCAAGUUUGAUAUGAGGAGUAAGUUUGUGAUUUCGUUACGAAAAUUGUAAUCUGGCGAUGCGUGCUGCCAUUUACAUGCAUUGAAUCAGUGUUUGUUAUUUUAAACUACCAGUAGAUGGCGUUAUUAGAGAACUCUGAAACAAUCCCUUUUGUACACUUGCAGAUACCUGAGGUUCAUAGAUGGCGCUUUGUUUUUUUUAUGUUUGGUAUAUGGGCGCCCCCUUAAAUAUCUAUUUAUUUUCUAGUUCUGGCUGUCUUUUUUAGUAUUUCUUGUAGCGGCAACAGAAAUACAUCAACUAUCUAACCAUGACUGUGCAUGAGAUACAGCCUGGUGACAGACUGACAGCAGUCUUAAUAUUAGGAUCCAGUUAUACUUUUUGUAAUGGAAGGUACGGAACCCUAAAAACAAUAAUUAUUUUAACAAUGUUAGUAACUACCUACUUGUUAACGGUCAAUGCCAACUCGAAGUGAACGAAUAGUAGUAACAAUAUUCGAAUUUAAUUUAUACAGUAUACUGUAGUUUUUAUUUAUGCUAUUAAGUAAGAUUGUAAGAAAAAUUAAAUCUAAAAUAUUUUUUACUAUAAGAAACGUCCAUUCCAUCAUUAGAAUAAUGUGUACAUUUGGCCACCUUUGAAAAGAUACAUGAAAAUUUAUAAAAAUUACAUUUAAAAUUUGAGAUUUUAUAAGUUUAUCAGUAACCUGUCUGUGAUAUAAUUAUUCAUAAUGAUACUAAAUGAUUAUUUUAUUUAUAUGAAAAAUAUCUUGCUUUUGUUUAAUUAUUCAUUUAUUAAAUUAAAUUAUCAUGGAAAUUAUAUGUCUGUACCUGUUUUAAAUUCUGAAUAUCUUUCGUUAUUCUAUACUCGGUUAAUAAUUUAUUAAGGUACUUAAAACAUUUAUUAAGCAAUCUAAAAUAGCAAGAUUAUUUAUUAUAUUUAAACUAGAAGUACCUGUGUGUCUAGAAAUAGAUGGGAUCACCACCACCAAUACAUACCGAAGUUUAGACUCAUCGACAGUUUCGCAAAUGACUUUGUGAUAGGAUGGUCAGUCAUCUGCCUUCCUAGCCAAGUGGCAUGUCGAUUCUCUUUGUACGAUCGCUAACGCUUCGAAAACUAGAAAGAUGUAUGGGAAUGACUUUUGCUAUCGACAGGUCACGUGAUCAAGAUCUCCCAUUCCCAUACAUCUUUCUAGUUUCCGAAGCGUUAGCGAUCGUAGAAAGAGAAUCUGCGUGCCACCCAAUGAUUUGCUAGAAGAAAUUAGAAGUUUUAGGGCAUAUUUCACCACCUUUGAUAAGUGUCAGAUAACUUAUUCAUAAGUUUUGUCUUUGUCAUUUAAUUUAAAAUAGGAAAGUGACUAAGCUUACGAUUAGACCUAUUCAACACUUAUCAGCCGGUCAAUUCACUAACUUUGAAGCAAGCUACCUCAUAUAAUUAACAUCAAAUCAAAAACAAGCGCAAUUUUCGUAUUCCAUAAAGUCCAUUGUUAACAAAAAUCUCAACAUCAACUGGGAAAUGUCAGUUACCUACUCUAUGAUAUCCAUGAAGGGCUGUCUUUCCAUGAAUCUUAAUUUUGAUCAGUUAGCAUUAAAUAAAUAGUGAAUACGAAAUCAUGUGAAUCGAGAAUUACUAACAAUUGCUUGAUGGUGAAUUGGCCUGCUGGUGGUGAAACCAGUCCUCAAUAUAAUUUGAUUGAUUAGUGUGCCUUAUGUGUAAUUAAUUCUUAAGUUUCUUUUGGUUCAAUCAUUUGUUAUAUUAUAUUGUAUGGUUAGCUCAUGUACUAUGAAGCAUGGGUUUUCAUGCCAAUAAGAAUGCUACAUUUAUUAGUGUCAUUAAUACUGUUUAUUCGCUAUAUAUAAUUUUGAUUGAUUUGAUUUAUAUCGAGUAGCCUACAGUCUUCAUAUGUAGUUAUCUGCAUAUGAAAUUACCAUAAGGAACCUCAUUGACAUAUAAAUCAAUUACAAAAAUAUUUCAUUUGACAAUUUAUAUAAAAAAUUUAUAUUGGUGGUAUGAUCCAAAGUUACCAAUAUUUUUUCUUUUACAUGUUAUGUGAGUGAUGAUUUAUGUUACCUACUUUUCAUAUAAGUAAAACUAACGUAUGAAUAUAGAGUACUUAUUAAAAUAAUUAAAAAUAAAUUAUUUGUUUUUC